Panicum virgatum (switchgrass) is the source of this 339-nucleotide messenger RNA. Its product is annotated as disease resistance protein Pik-2-like. Bases 1 to 339 code for a protein of 112 amino acids. Lineage: Eukaryota; Viridiplantae; Streptophyta; Magnoliopsida; Poales; Poaceae. The record is from RefSeq and is a predicted model, not a curated record. The transcript has a single exon.
AUGGAGAUUGCAACGAGUGAGAUGAGUUCCCUCCUCCUCAAGCUGGCUGAGCUGCUAACUGAUGAAUACAAGUUGCAGACAAGCCGAAGGGGUGAGAUCAUGUUUCUGAAAGCCGAGUUCGAGAGCAUGGAAGCUGUCCUCGAGAGGGUGUCGAAGGCUCCUAUAACUGAAAACCAGGUUAAUAUAUGGACAAAUGAGGUGAGGGAGCUGUCCUACGACAUCGAGGAUAGUAUGGAUAAAUUCAUGGUGUGCAUUGACACCCAUCCAUCAGCCACACGACAGGGAUUCAAAGAGUUCGUUAGUAGGAGCAUGAGAUUGUUGACAGCUGCAAGGACUUAG